This is a messenger RNA of Giardia duodenalis, 369 nucleotides long. RefSeq names its product Prefoldin subunit. Lineage: Eukaryota; Fornicata; Diplomonadida; Hexamitidae. The transcript has a single exon. Bases 1 to 369 code for a protein of 122 amino acids. Gene Ontology annotation, biological process: protein folding. Gene Ontology annotation, molecular function: protein folding chaperone. Gene Ontology annotation, cellular component: cytoplasm; prefoldin complex. The record is from RefSeq and is a predicted model, not a curated record.
AUGGCGACAGAGGUACAGGCUUUGCAGAAGGAGGCUCUUAGCACUCAGCAGACUCUCCUAUCGUUCAUGCGUCAAGGAGAUCAAUUAAAGGCACAGAUUCAAGGGUUGAACACCCUCAUCCAGAUGAAGCGAAUAACCUUGAAUGCCCUGGACGAGGUUCCGAGCGCGCCACUUUACAGGGCCGUUGGACGAUGCUAUGUUGCACGAAGUCGUGAGGCCAUUGCUUCAGGGAUCCAAGAGGAGAUUGCUAAGGGAGAAAAGGAUGUAGGGGUAUUGAAGUCUACGGCUGCGUACGCUGAGAAAAAGCAGAAGGAAACGGAGGACAAGCUCGCUGAGGUGCUGAAGAACCUCCAGAGUGCUGCCAAGUAA